AUGGAUAAUAAACUUUUACCGCCUGUGAAACCCUUACACUUAAAAUACGUAAAGAAAUUUACUCUAGAGCGUUUAAAACGUAUAAGAGAACGCAAUCUACUAUCAAACAACGAAGCUGGCACUUCGAAUGUAGCAAAACAUAAAAGUACUCUAAACCUAUCCACCUCCAAAGCGACUGAAACUCUUCAAAGGGUCUACCUAUUUGAAACUGAAGACAAGUACAAACAUAUAAAGCCAAAAACACUCACGACAUCUUUAAGGAACAAACAAUUUCAAGAUCAUUUAAAACAUCAUCAAUACACUGAUGUUGUUGGAGAACAAAUCGAAUUAAAAAAUAUGGCAAAUGAUAAUAAUGAACAAACAAAACCACUCACACAACCAAUCAUAUUACAAAAACCAAAAAUACAACCAAAGUACGAUGUGCAUCGCGAUGUACUCACACAUGAAGUGGUCAUCAAACAAACUGGCUAUGGAGCACGUGAUAAAAGCAUACCAUACGGCUUGAAACAAUGCUGGCAAGGUUGGUCAUUUUUAGCCAUCUUUACAGGUGUUUUACCAAUACUACAAUGGCUACCGAAAUACUCGUUAAAACGCGAUUUAUUAGGCGAUUUAAUAGCUGGGUUCACUGUUGCCGUAAUGCAUAUACCACACGGUAUGGCAUAUGGUUUAUUAGCCGGUGUAUCACCUGGAAAUGGUUUAUACAUGGCUAUAUUUCCCAGCAUUGUGUAUAUGAUAUUAGGUACCUCUAAACACAUAUCAAUGGGUACAUUUUCUGUUAUAAGCAUGAUGACAUUAAAAGUGGUACAAACGUAUGCAACGGAAGAAAAUGAUGGAGUAACCGGCGCUGAUGUGAUAACACCAAUAGAAAUUGCUACAUCAUUAGCAUUUACAGUAGGCAUAGUGCAUAUAGUAAUGGCAUUUUUCCGUUUGGGUACAUUAUCUUCCCUACUAAGUGAUCCACUCGUCAAUGGUUUUACUACCGCUGCUGCGUGCCAUGUUGUAGCAAGUCAAUUGAAAGAUGUGAUUGGCGUUGUGUUACCGCGUCACAAGGGCGCUUUCAAAAUUGUUAAAAUGGUUGUUGAUUUCUUUAUCGCUACACCACACACAAAUUUAGUUACACUGGGAUUUUGCAUUAGUGUUAUAGUUUUCAUGAGCAUAUGUAAUGAGUGCCUUAAACCUUGUUUGCGUAAACAUUGCCGAUUUCCGUUUCCCGCUGAAUUGAUCGCUGUUAUUGGUGGUACACUUAUUUCAAAGUUCUGUGAUUUAAAUGGUAAUUACGAUGUAAAGCUUGUCGGGCCAAUACCUGUAGGAUUACCGGAACCAACACUGCCACGUUGGGAUCUCAUACCGUUGGUUGCAACUGAUUCGAUAGCUAUAGCGAUAGUUAGUUACUCAAUUAUUAUGUCAAUGAGUCUUACUUUUGCAAAGAAACUUUCCUAUGAAGUGCGACCGAAUCAGGAAUUAUUUGCUUUGGGCAUUAGUAACUUUGUUGGUGGCUGUUUUGCUUGCAUACCAAAUGCAUGCUCCCUUUCUCGUUCUCUUAUACAGGAACAAGCCGGGGGUGUUACACAAUUGGCUUCAUUAGUUUCGUCUGGCCUUAUAUUAAUGACCAUAUUGUGGACAGGUCCAUUUUUUGCAGUAUUACCAAGGUGCGUUCUAGCAGGUGUUGUUAUUGUAGCUCUUAAGCCCAUGUUUAUGCAAGCGAAAGAGCUGAAGAAGUUUUUCAAACAAGGCAAACUUGAGGUGUUAACUUGGCUUUGUACAUUUUUUGCUGUAGUACUUAUCGAUAUUGAUAUUGGUUUACUUAUCGGUGUCAGCAUAUCUUUACUCACCCUUUACAUUAAAGGUCUAAAACCAUAUUCAGGAUUAUUGGGUAUCAUUCCUGAAGCUCCAGCGAUUUAUGUUGAUAUGCGCCUGCAUCGUAACGCUGUUGAUGUACCAGAUACUAAAAUAUUUCGUUAUACUGGGUCGCUUAACUUCGCUACUAACAUGUUUUUCCGUCGCUCGUUAUAUGAUGCACUCGGUUUAGAUACUCAAAAAAUAAGACGUGCUUCUUACAUGCCCGUAGCGCAAAAUGGCGAUGUUGUUAAUGGCGGAGGAAAAAUUAGUACAUUAGGUACCUUCCACUUCUUAAUUUUGGAUUUUUCUAUGUUAGGACAUGUCGAUGUAGCUGGUUGCCAUACACUCAGCGAUAUUAUGAAGGAAUUAAGUUUACGAGAUGUACGCUUAUUUUUGGCAAGUCCCGUAGAUCGGGUAUAUGAUACAAUAGUACAUAGCAUGGCAUUAGGUGAAGGACCAUUUGAAAUAUUUCCUACGCUACACGAUGCUGUGGAAUAUGCAAAUGCUUUCCGCACUGUGUGAAUAAAUGCGGUUAAUUAAGACUAAGAAAUUGUUUUAUAUCAAAAUGGUACUAAGAAAUUGUUUGUAUAGGCUAGUAUAUUUGCAAUUUUAGUUACAAAUAUAACUAAUAAAGGUGCAUAUAAUGCAUGACGUAUCGGAACUUAAUUUAGCCAAUAGAUUAUUUGUUUAAUUAAAUUUUUAUGUUCUUGAGUUGUUAAACAGUA
Messenger RNA from Teleopsis dalmanni, 2564 nucleotides. Its product is annotated as solute carrier family 26 member 10-like. The record is from RefSeq and is a predicted model, not a curated record. The transcript is spliced from 6 exons. Lineage: Eukaryota; Metazoa; Arthropoda; Insecta; Diptera; Diopsidae. The coding region runs from base 1 to 2361 and encodes 786 amino acids. Gene Ontology annotation, cellular component: membrane. Gene Ontology annotation, molecular function: bicarbonate transmembrane transporter activity; sulfate transmembrane transporter activity; oxalate transmembrane transporter activity. Gene Ontology annotation, biological process: transmembrane transport.